AUGCCUUCACGCCGUUCCGCGGAGACGCCGCAGCCUUCUGGCUUCCAGGCCGAGUCACAAGAGCCUCAAGUGACGACCUCAUUCAUCACCGAGGAACCGAGGGGUCAUUCAAUCUCAAGAAUAUCACUUAUCACCACUGCCAGCGACCACUCCGGCAUGGCGCCGUAUCCUUCUAGCUUCCAGGUCGAGGAUCCAAACGGCUAUUCAAUGACAAGAAUGUCACUCAUUACCACUGCGAGCGACCACUCCGGCAUGGCGCCGCAUCUUUCUGGCUUCCAGGUUGAGGAUGCUUAUGAAAUGAGAAGAAUGUCAGAGAUCACCACUGCCAGCGACCACUCCGGCAUGGCGCCGUAUCCUUCUGGCUUCCAGGUCGAGGAUCCAAACGGCCGUUCAAUGGCAAGAAUGUCGUUCAUCACCACUGCGAGCGAUCACUCCUAUGCAGCUUAUGCAAGCUCCGACGAGGGCACACCCACCGGUCUUGUGGGCAAUAUUCGACGUCUUGUGGGUAACAUUCGACGAUACUUCCAAUCGCGCCGUGACAACAAUCAUGAGUCGUCCGGUCGCCUUGGUCGUGCUCGGCAACAUCUCGGAUUCGCCGGUCGCCACACCGGCCGUCGAUUCCGUCGGCGGUUACAUGACCUCCGCGAGCAGCGAGGUGAGAGACAACGUCACGAGCGGGAGCUCAGACGAUUGGAGAACCUCCUCGCCAAUCGUCCACCAAGGACGAGCACCGUCGAUUGGGACUUCCAGCCCCAAACGGACUGGCGAAUCCUGCCUUCGCCGUGGCAGCGUGAGUCUGACCACGAGCAGGGAUCGACGGCAGAUCCCUUCGGUGAGGACUAG
Molecule: messenger RNA, 843 nt
Organism: Penicillium roqueforti
Lineage: Eukaryota; Fungi; Ascomycota; Eurotiomycetes; Eurotiales; Aspergillaceae
Exons: 1
Coding region: 1-843 (280 amino acids)
Source: RefSeq, a predicted model, not a curated record